Colletotrichum karsti is the source of this 1476-nucleotide messenger RNA. RefSeq lists its product as uncharacterized. Gene Ontology annotation, cellular component: SAGA-type complex; nucleus. The record is from RefSeq and is a predicted model, not a curated record. Gene Ontology annotation, biological process: chromatin remodeling; regulation of transcription by RNA polymerase II. NCBI's taxonomy places the organism in Eukaryota, Fungi, Ascomycota, Sordariomycetes, Glomerellales, Glomerellaceae. Gene Ontology annotation, molecular function: protein binding; chromatin binding; transcription coactivator activity. The transcript is spliced from 2 exons.
CUGAGCCCCGCUGCCGACCUCCGGCGCAUCGCCGCCCGCAUCUGGCGCAUCGCGCUAACCAUGGCCCUUUCGUCAACAGAAACACAUCCCUACCGUGUCAUCGAACAGAAUUCAUUCCCCAUCUUCGAUCGCGAUUGGGGCGCCGACGAAGAACUCCUGCUCCUCGAGGGCGCAGAGAUAUACGGCUUGGGAUCAUGGGCCGACAUUGCCGAUCACAUUGGUGGAUUCCGCCACAAGGACGAAGUUCGCGACCAUUACUUGAAGGUCUACGUCGACUCGCCGAGGUUUCCUCUGCCAAAACGAUGCAGCCCCCACGACAACGAACUGGCGAACGAGAUCUCUAGGGAAGAUUUUCAGGCCAAGAAGAAGCGUAGGAUCGAAGAGCGCAAGGACGCCGCCAAGAACGCGCCAACAUUACAACCCAAGACGAAGCCGACUGCAUCCGUACCGGCAUGUCACGAAAUCCAGGGCUACAUGCCUGGUCGCUUGGAGUUCGAGACCGAACACGCAAACGAGGCAGAAGAGGCGGUGCAGCUCAUGCAAUUCGACCCGGGCGAUGGCCUUAACCCCAGGACAGGCGAGCUCGAGCCGGAGAUGGAGCUCAAGUUGACGGUGAUGGACAUUUACAAUGCCCGCCUCACACAGCGUGUCGACAGAAAGAAGAUAAUAUUCGAGCACAACCUGCUUGACUACCGCGAAAACACUAAGAUCGAAAAGAAGAGGAGCAAGGAGGAGCGAGAUCUGCUCAACAAGGCCAAACCAUUUGCCAGAAUGACGAACCACGACGAUUUCGAGAGUCUGUGCCAAGGUCUCAUUGACGAGCUUAACCUGCGGCAAGCCAUUACACAACUCCAGGAAUGGCGGAGCAUGCGCAUUGGAGAUCUUCGGAGCGGAGAGAAAUACGAGACAGAAAAGGCCCAAAGGGCACAGAAGGCAGUGCCAAUGGGGUCCAUGGACAGGGAGCGCAUGGCUUCUGCACAAAGGUCUAAGGCAGCCGCCGUCCCCGACCCUCCGAGCGGGGCCGCCUUGCUAGUCGCCCCCGAGUUACCGAUACGGCCCAUGCCGGCGACGAAUGGCGCCACCAGCGAAGAGAGUAAGCCUCAGACCAACGGCAACGUCAACGGGGCCUCGACAAACGGUACCGUCAUUGUGGCCAACGGAACGGGCCCGACGGGUCCUGUUACACGGCAGAAGUACAUGGCGCAGGCCCUUCCUGGCGUCACACCACUCCCGCUCUCACAGGAGUCCGCGCCGGAUCUGCACCUCCUCACGCCCGAGGAAGCUAAGCUCUGCGAGGUAGUGAGGUUACAGCCGAAGCCGUACCUCAUGAUCAAAGAACAGAUCUUGAAGGAGGCUCUCAAGAGCAACGGCACCCUUAAGAAAAAGCAGGCUAAGGAGAUUUGCCGGCUGGAUUCGCAGAAGGGCGGCCGCAUCUUUGAGUUUUUCAUCAACGCGGGUUGGGUCGGCAGGGCAUAG